Linum trigynum is the source of this 6668-nucleotide messenger RNA. NCBI's taxonomy places the organism in Eukaryota, Viridiplantae, Streptophyta, Magnoliopsida, Malpighiales, Linaceae. The record is from the annotation of a GenBank genome assembly.
GGGCCGGGUUAUAAGCUAGUGUAGAAAAAAGAGUGAUAAAUUGGUCAAACUUGGCAGACGCAUUAGAGAUAUAAUUGAAAUUCAAGGUUGUCAACUCGGUUUAAGUCGUUGAACGAGUCAAGCAAGUGGUUUGAUGUUCAAUGGUAUGAUCAGGGGUUUAACUUGUUUGAGCCGUUUUACAAAUAAGAUAGUAAUUUAAAAAUUUAAUGAUUGAAAUAAAAUUUGUCUUACACGUAACUAUUAGAAACUCACCCCACAAAAAAAAAAAAAACAUAAUUCACAUGACCCACCCCCCAUCCUCCAUCCUCCUUCCUCCACCCCCCAUCUCUUCCUCUUAGGGAUGGCAAUGGGUCGGGUUGGGGCGGGUUUUGUCAAACCCAAACCCAAACCCAAACUCAUGGGUUUAUCCGCCAAAAAAAACCCGGGGUAAAACCCGCUGGGUUUGAAAAACUCAAACCCAACCCAACCCGCUGGGUAUCCGCGGGUUCAUGGGUACCCGUGGGUUUUUGUGGUAAAAAAUUUACAAUAACAAGUUUCUUUCAAAAUAAAAGUUUAACAUUAAUUUUCUCAUACAAAUUAUUCAUACAAAAAAAACCAAUCUAGAGCAUACAAGCAAACCGAAAAUGAUCAAUACAAAUUGUUCAAAAUUAAAGAUAAACAUCUAUGAACAAUAAGAUUGAUUGAAAAUUUCUUACUCGUCAACUAAGUUUCUUCACUCUCCACUCCAUAAUAUCAACUUCAUUCUAAACAAUUAGAAACAACAAAUUAUAUAUGUCUCCACAAACAUAAAGAAUAUUAAUUGUUUAAGGAAGAUAUAUUAUUUAGAGUGUUAAAUAUACCGGGAAAGUAAUUAUAUGUGUGUGGGCGGGUACCCAUGGGGCGGGUUUACCUAAACCCAAACCCAACCCGACCCGGUGAAUAGUGUAGCGGGUUUAAACCCGAACUCAGCCCGAAACCCGUCAACACGGGUUUUACCCGCGUUGACCGGGUUGGGUCGGGUGGGUACCCGUGGAUUCGGGUUUUGUUGCCAUCCCUACUUCGUCUACCUCUCUAGUGGUCAGACCGUGGGGUUCUGGAGAUCAUUUUGGAGCCCAAAAGUGACCGAAUCUUGUCCAACCGACCAGGGUUUAACAACCUGGUUGAAAUUGCUAACGAAGCAAGAAAUUUUUGGACCUAUUGUCCAUACACCUAAAGAAGUGAAGCCAGUGGGAUGUAAAUGGCCUUUGUGCAAAAACAUAGUGAAAAGAGUGAGGCUGUGAGAUAUAAAGCAUGCAUGUUUGCACACGAUUUUUCUACCAAGACCUUGACAUUGAUUAUGAUGAAACAUAUUCUUAUUUGGUGGAUGCAACUAUCUUUUGGUAUUUGAUUAGUCUGACAAUAUGAGAAUAAUUAAAUUUGCGUUUUAAGGACAUUGUUAUAUCAUUUUUAUAUGGUGAACUUGAUAAUGAUAUUCAUUUAUUUAUAUGAGACUCCCAGUGAUUCAAUGUGCCAAGAGAAAAUAUGUUAAAUUCCCGAGAAAAAUUUCUCAAUCGAAUCAAAUCAAAUCAAUUAUUGUAUGAAUUGAAGUAAUCAGGAUGAAUACGGUACAAUCAUAGUGUAUAAAUGUUGUUGCAGAAGAAGUUGGUGGAGGGAUGAGGUAGGAUUGAGGUCAGACGGAACAGGGUCUUGCACAAGAGGAGUGAGUGGGACACUACUUGUUGGCUCCAAGGGGAAAAAAAUAUAGGGCCAUAAUUUGUUUGUUUGGUUGUUUGAUUGGUUUAGGAGCCAACUUAUACUUUCCUCCCACCAACUCUCAUAUCAAAAUCUCGAUACAUUUUUGCGAAAUGGUUUCUUUUGUGUGGUGGAUCGCGUGUGCUUAUAUAAUUUAUAAAAAUCAAGAAGGGAACAUAUAUAAUUUUUUUAGUCAAUUAUGGCAUGGUUGUAGAAAUAAAGAACUUGUGGAUAGAAGAUGAACAAAACUUCAUAUUAGUGGUCAUCCUCGAAGCAAAUUUCUUGUGCCAAAUCUUGGAGCUUUUCACUCAUAUUGUCCUUUUAGACGGGAAAAGCUUCAAUAACAAUCAUAAUAUUUGAUUUAUAAAUCUUCAUAUCUAAAUUUAGGAUCCGUAAAAAUGCUUUAGAUCACACCCGUGAUAGCAUAUAGUCUUGUUUCAGAGCGAUCAAACACUUUUAGAUGAAGAGUUACUGCUUCGGAGAAAGGAAUAAUAAUUAUACUAAAUUAGAGUUUAAUUCUUUUAUAUCUUAAUUAUAAUCACAAGCUCAAAAUAUAUGCAGUUACAUGGGAAUGUGAUUGUCAUUUAAUUUUAUACAAGCAACAAGCAACUAAAAAUAAUUAAUCGAACAAGUAAAAUAAGUUGACCCCUCAAUCUAAUCACAAUCAGGUUAGAUUACAGUUGUGUGGUCAUCCAUUUAGUUCUCCGAUAGUAUAUAUACCUGAUACUUUUGAUAUGCUAUCGAAGGAAAUCUGUAUGAGAAAAGACCCUCAAAUUCUUAAAGCGAAAUCAACCACAAAAGUACUAUACCGGUAUUAUUUACAAGAUUUCUGAAAAAAGAGGGAGAAAGUGCGUGGAAAUAAGAAGAGAAAGUGUAGGGUGACAAAGUGGAACGACUCCAUCAUCAUAUUAGUGAGUGCUUGAACCAACCAAAGAUUCCGUUGGUAUAUUUGCGUUCACACCACCUUUGCUUUGGUCAGCUCUUCUUUAUAGAUAUCAAGGAGCCAAGAUUCCCCAUAUCUGCGUUCACACCACCACUCAACUAAUUCUCUCCAUCAUAUCUCCCUCCGCCGGUACUCCUUUUUUAACCGACUCCAUCAUCACCCACCACGUCGGCUCGCAAUUGCAAAAGAAACAAUGUUUUACAAAUCGUAUCGUAUCGUUCCCUCGAAUUCGGAUAGGAAAUAUCACAAAUGAUACAGUAGAUGAUUCUAAUGAGAUUAAACAACGAUUUUAAUACAAAGUACAUUAUUAUUAACGUUUUUCGGUAUAUCCUCCAAGUUUUCGAUACAAUUUAUUGUAAAAAACUGAUAAGGAGAGUGAAUGGUGAUGUGGAAAUCAUCAUCGACCAAUAAUUAAUUAGUCCUCUUCAAAAAAAAAAAAAAAAUGGUGGGUGAAAUGAAAUGAUGACAAGGUCAACACCAAAUCACUCGCCACGUCACACGCACCCAUCUUCCUACGUGGCUCCCCUGCAAAAUUAGGUUUGACCUCUCCCUUCCUAUCCAUCCACCCUUUAUAUAUUCCCUCACCUUCUCCCAUAUUCUAGCCUUCCCUUCCCUUUCCUUUCAUUCCAAACAGAGCAAGAAAAGAAAAAUGGGAAACUGCUGCUUGCAGAGGGAGUCAGCUAUGCUGUGGGGCGGCGACGACUGGAGCUCCUCCCCUGUCUCCGACGAGUUCUUCGCCAACGCCAGGCAGCACGUGGGGAAAAUGCGAGAAAACAGAGGAGGGGGAUUGUUCCCAAGUGACGAAGUAGAAGAAGGAGAAGAGAAUCUGCUGCUCGGUCAGGAGAAGCAGAAGGUGCAGGGAGAGGCGACGGAGGUGAAGAUCAAGAUUAGCAAGAAGCAGCUGACGGAGCUGCUGGGGAAUGUGGAUUUGAAGGGGCAUUCGGUCCAGCAAGUUCUGGCCCGCCUCGUCGCCGUCAGCGAUGAGUUCGAGGCCCACGACCAACGUUCUUGGCGGCCCAAUUUGCAGAGCAUCCCCGAAUGAAUAAGUUUCUGUUUACAUGAUGUAUAUAGUGAAAGAGGGAACGUACCACUGUCGCCGGCCGGCGAGUCCGAGAGGCUGAGCCGAGGCCGCCGUGCUCAUGUUUGGGGUGGUCUUCUGUAAAUGUUUGUGUAUUAAAUUGUAGGAUUAGAAACUCCGUCAGCAGGUUUUGUCCAUUGCAGUAAAGGUAAAUUAGGAGGCAAUUAAAGUUUUUUGGGGGAUAAUUAUAUAUAAUUAAUUUUCGAUCUGGAGUGGGUGUGAUCUGAUCGGCAGCCAGCUUCAUCGUUGAUCUUAAUUAGGAAUGGAUUGAUUGACAAAGCAAAGCAAAGCAAAGCGACAAUAUAUGCAUCAAACUUGACCACCUACCUACUUUCUGUAUUUGAUGACCACCCUUAAGCAUUUAAACAAAACAAAACAAAAAACUGUCAUGUUCAGCAAGCUUUCUAAUUAAACCUUACCGGACGGAAGACAACAUCGAUCAGCAGAAGAUGCCAACUUUUUUCACGGUAUUCUCCGGUGUUUCCAAAAUCAUACCGUACCAGUAGGCCGAUCAAAAAAUUCUGUCUACUAAAAUUUAAAUCAAUUGAUAUAUUAACGAUAUGAAACGAUUAAAUCACAACAUCUUACCGGUGCUCCAGCUGCAGCUACAGCACGAUGGUGACGGUGAUGGAGACACGUACGUAGAGGAUCUCAGGCGUGUUCCCACUUAUUAUUGCAUACAUUUAUUUUCCAACCAAUUUCAAGCUUCUCUUAACAAACAAAUUCCUCCUCAUCUUCUAUUUUAAAACUACUUUCAAAUAUAAUGCCGGUUUUUCUAUAUAGCUAAUUUCUUGUCUUCCUAUCCUAUCAAACUCGUGUUUGGUUGCCUUGCCGUCUACACACAAAUAUAUAAAAGUGUCACUAAUUUUCCAAAAAAUUUCCAAUGUUAUACGAUGUUUGUAUAUUGCACUGUACAGGGCUAUCGACUCCUGCCUUAAUUGCAUGACAUAUUUAUCAUAUAUUACUAGCACAUGGCUUGUCUGUUGGCCGGGAGAGUUCGAUACUUUUGUUAGGGUGUACUCAACUUUGAAGUAUAAAGGUGACAUGUGAGUAGCUCACUUUCAUUUGUAUUUUUGACCCUUUAAGUUUAUAUUUUCCUUUGGGAAGUUGUCCAUGAAUAAUUCAGGAAAAGUACUCGAAUUACUUUAUUGAUGGAGCUAGAAAAUAACAAAUAAUGUAUAAAAUUUAUGUUGAAUAGAAUACAUGUACCUGAUAUAUGUACACAAUACGCGAAAGGUAACAUAGCCUAGUGGUGAAACCACUGGUCCAAUUGAGCUCUGGAUGUGAGAGGUCCUGAGUUCGAUUCCCAGUGGCGCCACUUGAGCGUUCCCGGCGGCACCCUUGGUAUCGGAGGCGCAGCCUCCCCGAUGUUGGUAGCAGAAAGCCACGGUUAGUAUGCAGGUACCCCCAGUGGUUUAGUAGGCCCCGCUGUUGCUCAAGCGACACGUGGGGCUGAGGUUCCCUGGGUUAUCAAAAUAUAUGUACACAAUACACUUAAUGAUAGUAAAGAUUAAUCUUAAAACAAACUUAAAAAUGAAUGUCAAUGAAAAGAUGUGCAUUGUAUUCAGAACAAACCAAGAAUAACAUGAAAACAAACUUUGCUAUUUGGUUUUCCUUACUCUCUCCCUCUUUCAGAGGAGGUGAAUACAUACAAACACAAUCCACGUACAAAGCAAAGGGCGGCCUGCUGAUAACAUUGUAUUUGUACAUAUUUUUACCCCUAAUUCUUUGAUUGUUUAGCUUGGUUUUUUUCAUACUUUGGCCUAUUUUACGCUAGUUUGUGUUCCUUUUUCACAUUUCAUGUCCUAGCACGUAAAGUGAAGCAUAGGCGCAAGUUUCAAGUCAAUCAGAGAUCAUUUGGCAAUUCGGGAGCAGAAACUCGAGCAUGACCUGAGGAAGUAUGGAUUUCUACCUCAUUUUAUGGACAAAUAAUCAUGGAAGCUUGUCAAGCAAAGAAAGACGACUAGACUACAAGUGCUUGGGAUCAACCGGCGAUUGAUUCGGAAUCCGGACGAGGGAGAAAUGAAGCAUCAAACAAGAGCGGUGGAAGAAACACGGUCGUGUUUUUCCCUCUUGUGCCCGUGUUUUUAGUGCCGAGAGGAAACACGAGCAGGGCUGAAACACGGGCUCUGAAACACGACCAUGUUUCUGCCCCCUGCUCGGGUAUAAGUCUGUUUUCUGCGAUUUUUGAGAGGGAGAGCUGGGUUUGGCUCCCAAACACCCAAGGGACGAACCAAAGAGAGAGAGGGCGAUCUAGAGCCAUUAUUGGAGCUAUUUUGGAGGAUUCUUCACCAUUGAAGCUCACGGAACAAGUCUAGACAUGAAGAUCGAAGAUGUGGAAAGUUAUAUUGUAAUCUCUCUCUUCUCUAUGGAGUAACUUCCCUUCACUUAGGUCUUGAGGAACUCUAGUUUCAUGCGUUACGAUCUUUCUUGUAUGAACCUUUGGAUGCUAAAUUGUUUGAUUAUAAUCAAUUAAGGCAUGUUUUAUUGAGUCAAGUGGAUCUUGAUCACAUUCUAUUGAUUUCUGCUUUAACCUAAGACAGAUAGAAUCUGAUUGGGUUAAGAGAGCUUCCUUGAUUGAUAGUAGUGAAUUAAUUGUACGAGAGUCAAUCGAUUCACUAUUUUGUACUGGAAUUCGUUCCAAGUAGAGUAGGUCUGUGUGAAUCGCCUUAGCAUUCUAUCCUGGUGAAGGCUAGUCACCUGCCAGGUAUUCUGUCUAAGAGGCCUUGGCCAGCUUAAGAUAUUCCAAGCUACUGUUGGAUCUUCCGCAGUUUAAUCAACAGAAAAAUAACCAACUUGGACCUAAUUGAGGAGCUAGGGAGAAUCAUACCUGAGUGAGUUCCCAACCUGUAAUUAGUAGUUUUGUUUAGUUAGUAGAGUAGUUUAGUAAAUCAAUCAUUAAUUUGGUUUGCUAGAUAAUGAACUGAAGCUGAGUGA